Molecule: messenger RNA, 1206 nt
Organism: Paramuricea clavata
Lineage: Eukaryota; Metazoa; Cnidaria; Anthozoa; Malacalcyonacea; Plexauridae
Source: the annotation of a GenBank genome assembly
AUGGCGGCGAAUAAUAUAGGGUUCGAAGAGGAGUAUGAAAAUAGUGAUGAAACCAAUGAUCUAAAUGAUGAGGAAGAGAUCAUACGUUUUUAUUUUCACCGAGGAUUUCAUUAUGAAGAGAUUCUAAACUUUCUUCAGAAAUUUCAUGGCAAGGAGAUGAGCUUGAGUACAUUAAAACGUCAAAUUAAAAAGUACGGUCUUCAACGAAAAAAUAGCGAUUAUGACCUUGACGUUGUCCGUGAUGCAGUAAGAUCUUUACUGGAUGGCCCAGGGUGUUGCAGAGGCUACUGCGCGAUAUGGCAUACUCUUCAGAUGAACGGAAUAACAGUGCCCAGAGUUGUUGUCGCGGAAUUAUUGCAAGAGCUAGAUCCGGAAGGUGUACAAGAAAGAUCAAGGCACAGAUUGAAGAGAAGAGUUUAUCGGAAUCCAGGCCCUAAUUAUUCGUGGCAUUGCGACGGAUACGACAAACUAAAACCAUACGGCUUCCCCAUCCAUGGGUGCAUAGAUGGGUGGAGCCGGAAGAUUCUUUGGUUGUAUGUUAUGCAAUCUAACAAUCAACCUAAUAACAUAGGAAUGUACUAUUUAGAGGCUGUGCAACAGUAUAAUGGUUGUCCCAUUGAUUUUAUUACCGAUCUUGGCACAGAAAAUGGCCUUGCUGCUGCCAUCCAAACAUUUUUCCGAAAUGAUCCAAACAGUCAUAGGUAUGUAUCUUCCCCUUCUAACCAGAGGAUUGAAGGCUGGUGGUCAUUUCUAAGGAAAGACCAAACAUCAUGGUGGAUGAACUUUUUUAAAGACCUUGUGGAUGUAGGUACCCUAGACCUUACACUGUCCCUCCAUACAGAGUGUCUCUGGUUUUGUUUUGCUGCACUAUUACAAGAGAAUUUAAAUGAAGUGAAGGAAAAUUGGAAUUCGCAUUAUAUUCGAAAAUCAAGAUAUGAUACUUUGCAAGGGAGACCAGAUUCUUUAUACUACCUCCCUGAACUUCACAAUGGUCGAUCUAAUUUGCAUCUGCCUGUUCCUGAGGAAGAAAAGUUGUAUGCUAGAGAGCAUAUAAUCAGUGACUAUACUGGGCAAAAUGACUUCCAAAGAUAUUUUACUUAUAUUGUGGAGAGUAACUCAUUAGAAAAGCCUUCUCACUGGAGGGAUGCACUGGAGUUGUACCAUGUGCUUAUCAACUGUGCAAGUAAUGGUGAAAUCGUAGUGUGA